Messenger RNA from Patella vulgata (common limpet), 237 nucleotides. Its product is annotated as trace amine-associated receptor 4-like. Gene Ontology annotation, cellular component: dendrite; membrane. Lineage: Eukaryota; Metazoa; Mollusca; Gastropoda; Patellidae. Bases 1 to 237 code for a protein of 78 amino acids. The transcript has 3 exons. Gene Ontology annotation, molecular function: neurotransmitter receptor activity; G protein-coupled serotonin receptor activity. The record is from RefSeq and is a predicted model, not a curated record. Gene Ontology annotation, biological process: chemical synaptic transmission; G protein-coupled receptor signaling pathway, coupled to cyclic nucleotide second messenger.
AUGGCAUGCACAUCCUCUAUUCUACAUUUGUUGAUGAUGUCGGGUGAUCGUUAUUUAGCAAUAUGUAGACCAUUAGUUCACAGAACUUUACCUCGUCAUAUAGUUUACAUAGCCCUUGCUGUAAGUUGGAUUGUUCCUUGCUUUAUAAACUGCAUGUUAAAUCCUAUAUUAUAUUAUCGUUGCAAUACAAGUGUUAAACAGGCUGUAAAACAACUUAUGAACAAAUGCCAUUACUAG